Messenger RNA from Ostertagia ostertagi, 1728 nucleotides. NCBI's taxonomy places the organism in Eukaryota, Metazoa, Nematoda, Chromadorea, Rhabditida, Trichostrongylidae. The record is from the annotation of a GenBank genome assembly.
AUGGAGGAAGCGAAGAACAUGGCGUUGCUGUUCUUUAUGGAUCAUCUGAUGCAAAAGAACGGCCGACGAACGAUUCACGAUCUGAGCUGUCAAUUCGGUGCACGCGGUUUCUCAGAAGAGAUGCGAAAUGCGGUCGGCACCACCCAGGAGGGCCUUACCGAGUUUCUUCAGCAGCACCCAUCCCUCUUUACCCUAGAGGGAGAUCAGGUGAUUCUGAAUGGCUUCGGCGAUAUCACUGCGAAAAAUAAUCCGCUUUUGCAAUCGGCGUCAAGAAAUCGUGACUACGAGAAGGAAGCUGUGGAAUUUUUCGUGAUGAAGCUCACUAAAUUUGGACCCGAAUUACAGAUCAAAUCGUUGCUGGGACAUCGUUCUCAGGCCGCUCCAGAGGUCCGAUUAGUCUCCGGUCGUCAUCUGAAGGAAUUCUGCGAGUUCCUGCAGUCGCAAACGGAGCAUUUUGUUGUAGAAGGCGAUCGUGUACGCCUGAAGGUGAACAUGCCGGAACCGGACGAUAAUGCCAUCGAAUUGGAUGACGAGGGCAAACCACUGGCAGGUGUGAAGGCAAAGCAAGCGGCUGUAGAAUACUUGAAGAGCGUAUUAGAGCAAAAUGAAGACCAACCGAUUCCACUGGAUAUGUUCUAUCAGCGGUUCUGCCAGCGAUUCUCACAUUCAAUUCGACAAGAUGUUGCAACAAAUCCGAAGGAGCUGCUGCAGUUUCUCAAGCUCAACCGCGGAUUGUUUUUCAUUAGGAGUAACAAGGUGACGUUGGUGAAAAAUCGUCCAUCGGAGGAUGGCAGUGAGAAUGGCUCGGAUGAAGGUGAUCUAGAAAGCAACAACAACAGCGUGUUCCCGCUGGACCAAAACGCUCUGGCACGGAUUCACUUUGUGAAAGCAUUGAAACCCGCUCAGGAGCUCGUGGAGCGACUUCUACAGGACAUUCACAACCAAGAACGCAAAGUAGUUGGACUCGACUUCAAAACGGUCACUGUGGGCAUCGAUGGCGAGCUCUUCCUCUCCCUAUGUGUGGUUGCCACUCAGUCACAGAUUGGUGUGUUCGAUCUUGCCUCAAGUGAUGUCAUCAUCAUGGAAAGCGGUCUAAGGGACAUACUUGAGAGCGACAAGAUCACCAAGGUGAUUCACGACGCCAGACGUGUCGGAUCUCUGUUAGCACACAAGUACGCUGUACAUAUGGUUAACGUUUUUGAUACCCAAGUUGCGCAUUCCGUUCUGCAGCACGAAAAGUUCGGCAAGCCGCUUCAUGAUCUUCGUUCCAUAUCCUUUGUUAAUCUUCAGCGCCAAUCAAUUAUGCUUAGUGACGUGACCCCACGGAAGCUCAGUCAGUCACCUAAUUGGGGAGUUCGCCCAAUGAGUGACGAGCUGCUGUUGUCCUCUGUUGAAGAAGCACAUUGUCUUUUAUCUGCACUUCACCAAACACUCUCAAAUCUCAUCCCAGUUCAUUUGCGAGGCCUUUUCGAAGACAAGUGCAUUGAGGUGCUCUUAGCAAGUCCUACUCGCCCACCGCCCCUCUCGUUCAACCCCGGAAGUCCCUACCGCAUUUCUACGCGUGGUGGCGGCCGUGCUCAACCCGUCUCGUACGCGCAAUCCGGAUACGGAGAUCGUGCUGCGCCUGUAGCAUACGUUCCUCCAAACUCAGCUCGCCGUAUGGCCGACGCUUGUACGCAGACUUUCUCAACGGGCGAUAUUCAAGUGCUCAACGUUUUCUACGAGUGA